Rotaria sp. Silwood2 is the source of this 387-nucleotide messenger RNA. The record is from the annotation of a GenBank genome assembly. NCBI's taxonomy places the organism in Eukaryota, Metazoa, Rotifera, Eurotatoria, Philodinida, Philodinidae.
AUGUUCUCCAUUGAGACCAAUAAUGGGAAACUUAUUCGAUCACAUUCCAAUUUCCCAGAAGAGGAAGAAAUUCUUCUUCCUCCAGGCAUACAUCUCAAAGUGAUCGAUACGUUUGGCUCGGUUAAUGGUUUACAUGUAAUUCAUCUUCGUGAAAUUCCACCAUUGUAUAAAAUGCUUGCAGAUCCUUUUGAUUUGAGCCAAUGGCAACAGGCUUUACCUCAGUCGAAACUAUUAUCACAUACAUCAAGUUCAGAAAAAAAGGAAAAAAAAUAUUCAACAGCAAGUAUUACACCCAAACCAGCUGGACAAAUAUCGUCAACAAAAGGCAAGUUAAUUUGUAUUGUUAAAGAUGAAAAAGUUUCUACAAAAAAAAAUAUUUGCUUAUGA